Molecule: messenger RNA, 628 nt
Organism: Vollenhovia emeryi
Lineage: Eukaryota; Metazoa; Arthropoda; Insecta; Hymenoptera; Formicidae
Product: very-long-chain (3R)-3-hydroxyacyl-CoA dehydratase 2-like
Exons: 3
Biological process (GO): sphingolipid biosynthetic process; fatty acid elongation; very long-chain fatty acid biosynthetic process
Cellular component (GO): endoplasmic reticulum membrane
Molecular function (GO): 3-hydroxyacyl-CoA dehydratase activity
Source: RefSeq, a predicted model, not a curated record
UUCUUUUUUCAGAUAGUGCACGCGGCACUCGGGCUGGUGCGAUCUAAUAUUAUAAUCACGUUGUUCCAAGUCGCCAGUCGUGUCGUGGUUGUAGCUGGAGUUAUCCUGGCUACGCCUACCACGUACGCCGCUGCGUCUCUGGGUCUUCCGCUGGCUCUCACCGCGUGGUCCAUCACGGAAAUCAUCAGAUACUCGUACUAUUUCGCAAAUCUCGUCGGUAUUGUGCCGCACGUGCUGGUCUGGCUGAGAUACACCUUGUUCAUCGGACUGUAUCCGCUGGGCGUGACCGGUGAAUUGUUGUGCUUCUACGCCGCCGUCAAGUACGCCAGCGCUUAUCCCAACUCCUGGAGCUAUCCUCUACCAAACGCAUGGAACUUCACAUUUAGCUACCUGUACACCCUGAUAGCAAUCAUGCUAACUUACAUUCCAGGUUUCCCGCCGCUUUAUCUGCACAUGUUCGCGCAAAGACGUAAAAUACUUGGCCCCGCGAAGGAGAAACAUUAGCUUAUAAGUCUGCAUAAUGAAUAUUUUCUUAAGCAUUUGUAACUUUCAUGAAUAUUUAUAUGUACAGAGGAAAUUAUGGGAGGGGGAUUUGUACGAGAUGUUAUUAAAGAAUGGUUACACAAAA